Messenger RNA from Suillus discolor, 3286 nucleotides. Its product is annotated as MCM2/3/5 family-domain-containing protein. The coding region runs from base 56 to 3004 and encodes 982 amino acids. The record is from RefSeq and is a predicted model, not a curated record. NCBI's taxonomy places the organism in Eukaryota, Fungi, Basidiomycota, Agaricomycetes, Boletales, Suillaceae. Gene Ontology annotation, biological process: DNA replication initiation; mitotic DNA replication; double-strand break repair via break-induced replication. Gene Ontology annotation, cellular component: nucleus; MCM complex. Gene Ontology annotation, molecular function: ATP binding; single-stranded 3'-5' DNA helicase activity; single-stranded DNA binding. The transcript is spliced from 7 exons.
AUUGUAAUCAUCAACUUCCGAUCGAUCUGCCAUUUUCUUUCUUCAAUUCAAUAACAUGGAUAUCGACGAACCACCAUCUCCAGCAGCACCUAGGUCGUCGUUGCCACCAAGCAGCGCUCCCAUGGCCACCAUGUCCUCUUCUAAUGGAACACCCAGAUCUGCAGGCAGGAGACCAGCCUCUGAUGCACUUGCAUUUAACGACGAUGAAGCUGAGGAGGCAGAAGAAGACGGUGCUACAGCGAGACGGAGAAGGCGACCCAAAAAUCAGCAAAACGGUGAUGUCCCACUUGUUAGAGAUGCUGUUGGCGAGAGCGUGUCUGAGAGCUUCGAGUCUUUCUUAAAGACGUUUACAGAAGAAGUCGCAUUGGCCUCAACGCCGGCAUCCGAUGGUGACCUUCCAGAGGUCAUCGAGGGUGAAUUGAUCUACAUCCAGCAAAUCCACACUAUGCGUGAAUACGAGAUAACCACCCUUUAUGUCGACUUUACACAUCUCCUACAAAAAGAUGACGUCCUUGCAGACGCUAUUCAGAAGCAGUACUAUCGUUUCCUUUCCUACCUCCGUCGCGCCCUGCACAACCUUGUCGCAGAGUAUGAGCCUGAGUAUCUCAAGAUCAAUCCUACAGCCGCUACAACCGACUCUGCAAACCUCCAGUCACGAGAAUUCAAUAUCGCAUUCUACCAUCUACCUCUAGUAUCCGGUAUCCGCGAUCUAAGAACCGAUAAGAUAGGCACCUUAAUGAGUAUCAGCGGCACUGUCACUCGCACUAGCGAAGUGAGGCCUGAACUCCUUUACGGUAGCUUCAUCUGUGAAGUCUGCGGUGGUCUCGUCAACGAAAUAGAGCAGCAAUUCAAAUACACCGAGCCAAGUCUCUGUCCUAAUCCUACAUGCGGAAACCGCGUCGCAUGGCAACUUCAAAUCGAUACUUCCAAAUUCACGGAUUGGCAGAAGGUCCGCAUACAGGAGAAUCCAUCCGAGAUACCCACCGGUUCCAUGCCUCGAUCUCUGGACGUCAUCCUUCGUUCUGAGCUUGUCGAACGUGCCAAGGCAGGAGAUAAAUGUGUUUUCACUGGAACCUUUAUUGUUGUCCCGGAUGUCAGCCAGCUCGGACUGCCAGGUGGAAACAAAGCGGAGCUAAUGCGUGAAGCGAGUAAGGGUGGGGCAAAUGCGUCAACAGGUGGUGUAGGUGGAAGUGGUGUAACAGGGCUUAAGAGUCUUGGUGUGCGGGACAUGCAGUACAAGACUGCAUUCCUAGCAUGCAUGGUGCAUGACGCUGAUGGCAGGGGUGGUACUAAUGUUCGUGGAGAGGAGGAGGAAGGUGAAGAAGAUGGACAGGCAUUCCUCCGCUCGCUGACCGAGCCUGAGUUUGAUGAGCUCAAGAGCAUGAUUGACUCGGAUCACAUAUACUCUCGGCUGGUGGAGAGCAUUGCACCCACCGUGUACGGUCACGAAAUUGUCAAAAAAGGACUCCUUCUGCAGCUGAUGGGCGGUGUCCACAAGCAAACAGCUGAGGGCAUGCACCUCCGUGGGGACAUUAACAUCUGCAUUGUCGGCGAUCCUUCCACCUCAAAAUCACAAUUCUUGAAAUACAUUUGCUCUUUUCUCCCUCGAGCAGUCUAUACAUCUGGCAAAGCCUCGUCGGCAGCAGGUCUGACAGCUGCCGUCGUCAAAGACGAAGAGACCGGUGACUUCACGAUCGAAGCUGGUGCACUCAUGCUUGCAGACAAUGGCAUUUGCGCUAUCGAUGAAUUCGACAAGAUGGACAUUUCCGACCAAGUCGCUAUUCACGAGGCGAUGGAACAACAGACAAUCUCUAUUGCGAAGGCGGGCAUUCAUGCGACCCUCAACGCUCGCACGAGCAUCCUCGCUGCAGCUAAUCCCAUCGGUGGACGCUACGAUCGCAAGCGGACGCUACGGGCCAACGUCGCUAUGAGCGCUCCGAUUAUGAGCAGGUUCGAUCUGUUCUUUGUUGUACUGGACGAGUGCGAUGAGAAGACGGACCUGAACAUUGCUAAGCAUAUUGUAAAUGUGCAUCGGUUCCAGGAUGAAGCUAUUAAUCCGGAGUUCAGUACGGAGGCUCUGCAGCGGUACAUCCGGUAUGCCAGGACGUUUAACCCCAAACUGACUCCAGAGGCCGCCGAUAUCCUCGUAGAGAAGUACCGCAUCCUCCGACAGGAUGACGCAACAGGAGCAGGGCGUCAUUCCUACAGGAUCACCGUUCGUCAACUCGAAUCGAUGAUCCGCUUGAGCGAAGCCAUCGCGCGUGCCAACUGCACAGCAGAAAUCACGCCAGUUUUCGUGCGAGAAGCAUACACUCUUCUGCGCCAAAGUAUUAUCCACGUCGAACAAGACGAUAUCGACUUUGAUGAGGAAGAAUUAGAGGGCGAGCGCGAGGCGCGGAACGCUCCUGCCAAUGAGACCUCAGAUGCAAUUGAAGAGAGCCAAGAUAUCGAGAUGAGUGCAGCAGAAAUAGAAGCGAUGGACCAGAUGGAGGAUGAAAGCUCUCUGGGCAUGGCCCUGAACCGCACUGCUACGAGCAGUGGUGGUGCUGGACCAUCGUCAACGUCGCGCGCGGGCAGCAUGGUGCCUGAUGUUGCACCACCGCCUGCCCCCGCCCCAAAGAGAAGGAUGAUCAUAACGCACGACAAAUACAUGACACUACAGAGCCUUGUAGUUUUGCAUCUGUCUGCAGUUGAGCGGGAGACUGGGCGGGGCGUUGACCGUGAUGAGCUGAUUGAUUGGUAUUUGGAGCUGAAGGAAUCGGAGAUUCAGGACGUGGAUGAACUGGAGUAUGAGAAGGAGCUCAUUUCAAAGCUACUGAGGAAGUUGGUGAAGGACAACUACCUCAUCGAGGUGCGUGGCGAUGUUCAAGACUCGCUGCCAGAGUCUAUGACGGAUGACUCUGCGCCGGCUCAGCCAUCCAGCACUCAAGAUGGAGAAAAUGUAAGAGUGUAUUAUAUGGUGCAUCCGUCGGUGGACACGGAGGGCACUUCGUCUGUGGCAUGAUAUUGUCGCCAUUUUUUUCCGAGUAUCUGUUGGGCUCUCUUGUACAGUCUCGCCCACUUGUUGUCUUGCUUGUUGUAUUUAUUCCAUUCCCCUCACUCGGGGUCCGACAUUUUAUAAUACGAUGGAAAGAUAUUGGUUGGGGUAGUGGUGAACUUAGACAAGAAAGUGUCUGUUGCCCGACAGCGAGGAUCGAUCGAAUACGGACUGCUCGCCAUGAGCGCUUGAGCACUUUACCCUUGUGCAUUAUAAUAGCAAGUCGCUCCCUCACUCUCCAGACUCAGC